AUGGGUUGCUGUGGCUGUGGUGGCUGUGGUGGCUGCGGUGGCUGUGGCUGUGGCAGCUGUGGCUGUGGUGGCUGUGGCGGCUGCGGUGGCUGCGGCUGUGGUGGCUGUGGCUGUGGUGCUACCGGGUGGGCUGCUGUGGGGGCUGCUGCGGCUGCUGCCGUGGCUGCUGUGGAGGCUGCUGCAGCACCCCUGUGGUCUGCUGCUACCGCCGCCGCACCUGCUGCUGUAGGCCUUGUUGCUGCAGCUGUGGCUGUGGCUGCGGGAAGGGCUGCUGUCAGCAGAAGUGCUGCUGCCAGAAGCAAUGCUGCUGCUAGACUUGAAGCUGCUAAGGCAUCCUGCUGCUGA
Molecule: messenger RNA, 345 nt
Organism: Suncus etruscus (white-toothed pygmy shrew)
Lineage: Eukaryota; Metazoa; Chordata; Mammalia; Eulipotyphla; Soricidae
Product: keratin-associated protein 5-3-like
Exons: 2
Coding region: 1-345 (114 amino acids)
Source: RefSeq, a predicted model, not a curated record